This is a messenger RNA of Umbelopsis ramanniana AG, 4208 nucleotides long. RefSeq lists its product as uncharacterized. Gene Ontology annotation, cellular component: membrane. Gene Ontology annotation, biological process: monoatomic cation transport; copper ion homeostasis. The record is from RefSeq and is a predicted model, not a curated record. The coding region runs from base 184 to 3909 and encodes 1241 amino acids. Gene Ontology annotation, molecular function: ATP hydrolysis activity; copper ion binding; P-type divalent copper transporter activity. The transcript has a single exon. Lineage: Eukaryota; Fungi; Mucoromycota; Umbelopsidomycetes; Umbelopsidales; Umbelopsidaceae.
AUUAGCUUUAUGACAAAUUCCGGGUUGCUAAUAGCGCUUGCCGGCUAAUCGUUGGGAUAAAUUUUUCCGACCACCAGAUUCUCAGCCCAAAGUUGUUAUUUUUUUUCGUUAUUAUUAACUCUUAACUUGGUUCAAACGGCUUUGUCUCGUGGCUUCUUUUCACUACUGCAUGAAUCUCUCGUAAUGCCAAAUCAAAUUGCCGAGGUUCUCCUACCAGUAGUGGGCAUGACGUGCCAAUCUUGCGUCAAUUCUAUUCAAAGUGCCUUGAAACAGAAUCCUCAUAUCCACGCGAUUCAAGUCAACUUACAAAAUGCAACUGCUCACAUCGAAUUCGACCUUUCCAAGGUAACAGUAGACGAGCUCGCCGAAGCUAUCGAAGAUUGUGGCUUCGAUGUUCCUGAGAAACCCUCCAACAUCACAUUACGAACGGCCGUACAUGGAAUGACUUGCCAAUCUUGUGUCAAGUCCAUAAAAUCAGCCCUUGGGCCAAAGGAAGGCAUCCAUAGCGUCGAUGUCAGCCUCGAGAAAGAAGAAGCUACAAUCGCUUAUAAUCCCAAGGUCGUCAGUCAGGAUGCUAUUAUUGAAUAUAUAGAGGAUUGUGGCUUCGAUGUUCCCAAGAAUGCUUCUGCAGGUCUCACUACCACCACCUUACCUGUAGAAGGCAUGACAUGCCACUCCUGUGUUCGUUCAAUCGAAAAUGCUCUCUCCAACAAGAACGGUAUCAGCACUGUUAAUGUCAGUCUAGAGGAGAACAAUGCCACCAUCGCUUAUGACCAGUCAUUAGUCAGCCAAAGCGAUAUCAUUGAAGCCAUUGAGGACUGUGGCUUUGACGUUCCUUUGCAGCCAUCGAAGCAAAGCCCUUUCCAGCCACAAAAAGUUGAAGAAGAGAUAACUGGAAAUGACAUAGCCAUGAAUGUUAUCACGGCUUCAAGAAAAUUCUCAAAGGACAAUUCAGUAACAGGAAGCGUUGCCACCUUUGAGGUCAGGGGCAUGACUUGUGCUUCAUGUGUCAACAGCAUUGAAAAAGCAGUGAGUACCAAUGCGGGAGUUCAGUCUAUCAAAGUAUCGUUGCUUGCAGAACGUGCAACCGUGGAAUACGACCCAUUCGUCAUCGACCCAGAAAAAAUCGCCGAUGCUAUACGGGAUUCAGGAUUUGAAGCGGAUGUCAUUGAGCAAAAGCAAGAUGAUACAGUCGACCUCAAAGUUUUUGGAAUGACCUGUGCUAGCUGUGUGAACAGCAUCGAAAGAGGCCUGCGCAAUACACCAGGAGUCAUUUCAGCAUCGGUCAACCUUAUGACUGAAACCGCCAAAGUUCAAUUUGAUCAACAUGUCACUGGUGUGCGAGCUAUUGUUGAGGCCAUUGAAGAUCUCGGUUUCAAUGCUUUAGUAUCGGAUAAGACCGCCAACGCACAGAUUGAAAGUCUGGGAAAGAUUCGAGAAAUCAAGGAAUGGCGCCGUGCAUUUUUUUACUCUGUGAUCUUUGCCGUCCCGGUAUUUAUUAUCGCUAUGAUUCUUCCUGAAUUCCAAUUUGGUCGCUCGCUGUUGGAUAUCCGGUUACUUCCUGGAUUAUAUCUUUUCGAUGUCAUUCAGUUGAUUCUUACUAUACCUGUCCAAUUUGGUAUUGGUAAACGCUUCUUUGUGUCUGCUUACAAAUCUCUUCGACAUGGUACUCCCACCAUGGAUGUCCUGGUCUCCUUGUCAACCGCUUCCGCUUUCUUUUUUUCAACCGUUUCUUUGCUACGUGCAUUGUUUUCGGGCUCUGAAAACCAUCCUUCGGUUUUCUAUGACACCUCCACCAUGCUGAUUACUUUCAUUGUUCUUGGCCGAUAUCUGGAGAACAUGGCGAAAGGUCAAAGUUCAGCAGCGUUAUCGAAACUCAUGUCACUCACCCCCUCCACUGCCUUGUUGUUGAUUACGGAUGAAGCUGGGCAAGUCACUGGUGAAAAACGCAUUCCCACUGAACUUAUUCAAUUGGGAGACUUGGUCAAGAUUGUACCCGGUGACAAAAUUCCUUCGGAUGGUUUGGUCUUCUCAGGACAUUCUAGCGUGGACGAAAGCAUGGUCACUGGUGAAGUCGAUGCCGUUAUGAAGAAGACGGGUGAUAUGGUCAUUGGCGGUACUGUCAAUGGUUUAGGAACGUUUACACUCAAGGCUACACGCGUUGGCUCUGACACUGCACUCUCGCAAAUUGUUAAACUGGUCGAAGAUGCUCAAAUUACAAAGGCUCCCAUUCAAGGCUUCGCCGACGUUGUUGCUGGCUAUUUUGUGCCUACUGUCAUUGCGCUUGGAGCAACCACUCUCAUUGUGUGGGCGGUCAUUGUCAAUAUUUUUGGUGUUGAUCAUGUCCCUACCAUGCUGCGUGAAGAGAUCCAAAAAGAGGGCAACGGAAACUGGUUCUUUGUCUGCAUCAAGCUGUGUAUCAGCGUCAUUGUUGUGGCUUGCCCCUGUGCCCUUGGACUGGCUACUCCUACUGCUGUCAUGGUUGGUACUGGUGUUGGAGCCGAACAUGGUGUCUUAAUCAAGGGUGGUGCUGUCUUGGAAAACGGCCAAAGAGUACAAAAGAUUGUGUUUGACAAGACUGGUACUUUGACGGUUGGUAAACUGGAUGUAUCUUCAUAUGUUACCUGCAAAGACUCUCCUGUGAACGCUACGAGUAUGCUGGUCUACACUGCUGUGGCUGAAAGUCAAAGCGAGCACCCUCUUGCUAGGGCUAUUGCCAACAAGGGUAAAGAAAUUCUUGGUAUUCAAGUCUUUGACACUAUUUCUCAAGUCGACGGCUUUACAUCAAGUACUGGGCAAGGAAUCAUAUGUAACGUUAAAUUGGAUCCAUCUUCUUUGAAUCGACUCAACUAUCUCGGAGAAACCUUGUCCACCACGUCGGCUAAUGUUAUUGUUGGUAAACGGUCGUGGCUUCAAGAGAACGCUGUUCAAGUCGCUGAUGAUCAUCUCGCGGACAUGCAAGUGUUGGAGUCCAAGGGUGAAACUUGCAUCCUUGUCGCCAUCGAUUAUCGACUUGCUGGGUACAUUUCUCUAUCUGACCGUGUUAAACCCGAAGCAAGUAGCGUAGUGGCCACCUUGGCUGCCAUGGGUAUUCAAGCUGCAAUGGUUACUGGCGAUAAUGAACUGACCGCACGCUCCAUCGCCAAACAAGUUGGUAUAAGAGAAGUCCAUGCUGGAGUAUCUCCCAAUGGUAAAACGCUCAUUGUGCAAAGGAUGCAAGGUGUGGCUAUCACAAAGAACAUAUCAUUCCUUCGACGUACUCGGAAUACAUUGACUGGCAAGAAAGAUACACAGCAAAAGAAAACUAUUGUUGCCAUGGUUGGAGACGGUAUCAAUGACUCACCGGCGCUGGUUGCAGCAGAUUUUGGUAUCGCUUUGUGUAGUGGCACGGAUAUUGCAAUGGAAGCAGCAGAUGUUGUUUUGAUGCGCAACGAUCUUACUGACGUUGUUGGCGCACUACAUCUCUCAAGAACCAUCUUCCGUCGCAUCCGUAUCAAUCUCUUAUGGGCUUGCAUCUACAAUAUAGUUGGUAUUCCCUUGGCUAUGGGCAUUUUCCUUCCCUGGGGCUUCCAUCUUCACCCAAUGAUGGCUGGUUUCGCUAUGGCAGCCAGCUCUGUAAGUGUUGUGAUGAGCAGUCUUAUGCUGAAGUGGUGGAAGAAACCUGCAAUGCUUCAAGUGGAUCAAUCGGGCGUGGUACUCGACAUGCCAAACGAUGUGGAUGGAACGAAGCCGGUGCGAACGCCUGAUCAUCUUCUUGAUCGUAUCAAAUCAUUCUUCAAGCGAACUCAAGGCUACGAAGCACUUCCGUCUCAUACGACAGAGAAUUCUUUGGCUGAAAUUGCCUUUGAGAUCGGUUCAGAUGAUGAGGACAGUGAUACCGUCCAGUUAAUCGCUCCUCCCAGUCGCUAACCACUCCAUCACCUUUGCCUAAUCGUAAUCUCAUGUUGCCUCCAUAUUUUAGACUUACUGAAAAAUUUCACCCACCCGUUUUUUUCCUUGUUUUCUUUUCACCACUAUAUCCUUUCCCUACUCAUGUGCAUAUCUAUACAAUCUAUAACACAGCUUUUACCCCCACUCCAUGACCACUUAAUUAACCAUUGUAACGAAAAAAAUAAAGCAUGGUCACUCAAUAUGGUAAAAAUACAGAACAAUCAAAUGUGCCAAAUGGUGUUCAAUAGUAGUACCGAUGACAGGCAAUGAAUGCAUCA